CGUACGUUUUCAUGCACUUUCUCUAUCUGCCCACUUUCUUUCGGUUUUCCAUUUGAUUUGAUCUUAUCUGUGUUUUUUAAAUUAAUUUUCAACCUAAAUAUAAUCAACUCCAUUCCCUUUCUGUCUUUCAUGGGCACUGGUCAAAUUCUUUAAUUGUUAGAUUGAUUUGAAGUGGAUUCAUUUUGAAGUUGGAAGUAAAAAGUAUAGCUUGAAGUGGGAUCACAUGGACUACAUUCUAAUUGAUUGAUUUGAAGUGGGCUAAUUUUGAAUUUGAAAGUUGAAUUAUAAUUUGGAGUUGUAUGAUGAAUUAACUUUAGAGUGUUUGAAGUUUUUAGAUUAAGCUUGUUGAUUGGUUAUUAUUUGAAUUUUGGGUGUUUUGAGGUUUUAGGAUUGAUUGUAUUGAAUAAUUAUGAUUGGGGGGAAGAAUAUGGGAAGAACUUCUCCAAUACUAUUAUUACUUUUGGCUCUUGGGUUUUUCUUUGCAACAUAUAAUUUGAUAACAAUGGUAAUCCACAAUAGAAGAUUAAGUUCAUGGGCUCCGAGUAACCAAGAUAAUUCUAUUUUGAUCGAUCCUAUAACUGAAAUACCUGAGCAAUUGAAGAGACCAAAAGGAGGUAAAGAGCCUUUCCAUGUUGCUUUGACUGCAACAGAUGCCCCGUAUAGUAAAUGGCAAUGUCGAAUCAUGUAUUAUUGGUACAAGAAGCAGAAGAGUUUGCCUGGUUCCGAUUUUGGUGGGUUUACUAGAAUUCUGCAUUCUGGGAGGACUGAUGACUUGAUGGAAGAGAUCCCAACUUUUGUUGUUGAUCCUCUUCCUUCUGGCUUGGACCGGGGUUAUAUUGUGUUAAAUAGACCGUGGGCUUUUGUUCAGUGGCUUGUAAAGGCUCCAAUUGAGGAAGACUAUGUAUUGAUGGCGGAACCUGAUCAUAUAUUUUUAAGACCUUUGCCUAAUUUAGCUAUUGGAGGACUUCCAGCUGCUUACCCGUUUUUCUAUAUUAAGCCUGCUGAGCGUGAAAAUAUUGUCAGGAAGUUUUAUCCUGCGGAAAAUGGCCCAAUCACAAAUGUUGAUCCAAUCGGGAAUUCUCCCGUAAUAAUUAAAAAGGAAUUACUUGCAGAUAUUGCACCUACAUGGAUGAACGUGUCGUUGAAAAUGAAAGAGGACCCUGAGACUGAUAAAGCUUUUGGAUGGGUACUAGAAAUGUAUGCAUAUGCUAUUGCAUCUGCUUUACACGGGGUAAAGCAUAUUCUUCGAAAUGACUUCAUGCUCCAGCCACCAUGGGAUCUUUCAACUAAAGACAAGUUUAUUCUUCACUACACUUAUGGAUGUGAUUACAACAUGAAGGGUGAGCUCACAUACGGGAAAAUUGGUGAGUGGAGAUUUGAUAAGAGGUCAUAUUUGCGUGGACCACCACCUAAAAAUCAUACUCUGCCUCCUCCAGGAGUUCCUGAAAGUGUGGUCACUCUCGUUACCAUGGUGAAUGAAGCUACCGCCAACAUUCCAAACUGGGACAAGCACUAGGAACAUUGCAGCGUCAACUGAUGAACACAGAAACUUUAUACGUGCUAAGCGACAAAUCUUACAGUUUACCUGCUAACACAGAAACAUAGGUCUUCAGGUGAAUAUUUCUGACCUCGACAGCAUUUUACCUCAACCACAAAGUAAGAUUCACGUUCAGGGCUGGCUAAAGGGAGGAUUCUGCUUGUAGGAGAUGCAAAUAUAUACAAUACAACUUCUUUUUAUUGCUUGUGAAUACGAGGCUGGAUGUUCCCACAACGAAUAUUUUGUGGUGUUAUGUGACGAACAAUUGAAUUGGAGCAUUUAUGAUAGUAUCUUAUAGUAAGUUAUUGAAUUUCGGUGAUUGAUUACGAGUAUACUGUGUUUAGUUCUCUAGAGUUCAGUCUUAUAGUAAAGUUGUCUUCAAGGUUGAGUUUUCUUAUGUAGAUGGCUUAAUUAGAUGAUGAAAAGAUCUAAGAUUUGGAUAUAGUACCAAAUUUAUCCCACUAUCGGGUUUACAUUGUUGAAUCGCGAAGAUUAGUAUGUGCUCCAAUAGUUGGAAGAGAGUAAAAUUUGAGAGUUAGUCCGAGUGUUUUUUUUACGCAUCUUUUAAGUAGGGAUAGUGUUUUUGGGCUGAGGUGGGUGUGUGGGCAUACAAGGUUGAAUGCUUCACUCAUUCUCGUCAAAACUUAACAAGUAAAUCAUUUGAGUCACCCCUCUCUUUAUAUUUUGUAGGAUUUUUAUUAUCAAGCAAAUUUAUAAAUGAGUAAAGAAUGGAGAAAAAAAAAAAGGCCUAAUAUAAUUAUGUAAGGAUGGCCUACCAUUGUAGAAAAAUAGCAAAAAAUGGAAGCUAAAGGUAAGAAGGAAUGAGUAAUGAGGUAAUGAUAAGGAGGACAUGAUGUCUCUAAUGGUGGAAGGGACCAAAGCUACAUAACAUUUUCCUUUCUAAACAUGCUUCUGCCGACAGCCAUGCUCAUCGAAAUGU
This is a messenger RNA of Amaranthus tricolor (Joseph's coat), 2477 nucleotides long. Its product is annotated as hydroxyproline O-arabinosyltransferase 3. Gene Ontology annotation, molecular function: glycosyltransferase activity. Bases 410 to 1516 code for a protein of 368 amino acids. The transcript has 10 exons. NCBI's taxonomy places the organism in Eukaryota, Viridiplantae, Streptophyta, Magnoliopsida, Caryophyllales, Amaranthaceae. The record is from RefSeq and is a predicted model, not a curated record.